AUGGCUGCUGUUAUCCAUUUUCGUAACUGGUGCGAAACCAAUCUCCUUAUUCGACCUGCCCUCGUGCAACACAUGACUGACGUUGAAGGUCUUGACUCUGUUGACUCCUUCGCCAACAGAACAACUUCUCAAGUUCGUGAAGACAUCAAAUCUAUGCGAAGAGCUCCAGAUCCCACCAAUGCAAAUGCGACUAUCGGAGUCACCGCUCGCGAAUCGAUGACGAUUCAUCGUAUCUCCAAAUAUGGGAUGCUCCUCAUUUUGGUCCAAAGAACACACACUCCAGCUCUUGGAACCAUUCCAAAUCUUCUUUUUAUUGGUCAAUUCUAUGAUGAAAACCCGGAUCUCAUGGAAGGGGAAUCCUACCCACUUCCUCCUCAUCCCCCAAAGUUCAACAAUCGCGAUGGCCGAAUCAUGAUGGAAAACAUUGAAAGUUGGGCUCGUACCGCCUACGGAUAUCGUGGAAUUCGCCUUGAUUAUAUCUUCCGUGAAAAUUCUGAACUGCCAGUUGUUGGUGACCCUGGAUUCCUUCGAGCCGACGACGGCUCUUGCUCCAUCGAAGAAGAACUUGUCCGACGUGCUGCCCAUACUGGUGCUGUUUUCCGUCGCAACAACCAGAAAUUUUGGGUUAUGCUCCAUGCAGUCACACAUGAAACGGAUGCCUACAAUCAUGUUCGUCAAUUUGCUCCAAGUUUGAAUGGUCGCGCUGCUUACUUCGCUCUGUUUGCACAAUAUCGUGGAAGGGGACAUUUCACAAAUGAACGCCAAGCUGCUGUCCGUGUCCUUGCAACACUUCACUGGAACGUCUUAGCUGCCGGUAACGACAACACCCAGCGCCGCAAUCGACAACUUGCUGCUUUCACUCGUGGUGGUGGCGGACGCGGUGGUGAUGGUAGAAGUGGAGGUCGUGGCCAAGGAAAUGGCGCCACAAACCGUCUGCAAUCGAAUGUACCAGACCGCUUUAGCCGAAAUGGGAUACUACUAAAUGAUGGAGGUUAUUCAAAUCAAAUCUGGAGAGAGGAGUUUACACAAGAAGAAAGAAAUAUUUGUUUAGAAAUGCGUCGCAACCGUCGCAAUGGUGGUGGUCGUGGCGGAAGAGGCCGUGAAGGCCGUGGUGGUCGUGGUCGUGGUAUCAGCGCUGUCCAUGACGGACGGGCUGAUCAAGAAGAAACAAAAGAAGAAAGCAACAAUGAAAGUAACAAUGAUGGACGUGGGGCAGGUGCAGGAAUGAGUCGACGCCGUCGUUGA
Molecule: messenger RNA, 1245 nt
Organism: Cylindrotheca closterium
Lineage: Eukaryota; Bacillariophyta; Bacillariophyceae; Bacillariales; Bacillariaceae
Source: the annotation of a GenBank genome assembly